Dermatophagoides pteronyssinus (European house dust mite) is the source of this 1242-nucleotide messenger RNA. Its product is annotated as solute carrier family 2, facilitated glucose transporter member 1-like. The record is from RefSeq and is a predicted model, not a curated record. NCBI's taxonomy places the organism in Eukaryota, Metazoa, Arthropoda, Arachnida, Sarcoptiformes, Pyroglyphidae.
AUGGCGCUCGGCGCACUGUUCGGGCCCAAGUUCACUAAGUAUGGCCGUCGAAAGACGAUGCUGUACAGCUUGGCGGUGUUAAUGGUAUUGUGCCUGCUUUCUGCAGUCGGCCUGCACUUGGCAGACAUUGUUGUGCUCCGCUUCUUAGUUGGCGUGUUUUGCGGGUUCUUCUGUUCGCUGGUGCCAAUCUACAUCAGCGAAGUUUCGCCAGCAGACAAGCGCGGCAAGUACGGCAUACUGCACCAGCUGUUCCUGACGUUCGGCAUUUUGCUGAGCUCGCUUAUCGCCGUGCCGCUGCCCGCGGCUUACCCCAUCGACAACGUGUACUCUGAAGCGCCCAUGUUCGUUUCGGUGUACUGGCGCGUCAACAUGGCAGCAUGCGUGCUGCCGUGCGUCAUCGCCUUCCUCUUGUUGUGGCUGUGCUUUGACUACGAAACUCCGUUCUACUACUACGACAAAGGACAACAGGAAGACGUGAAAAAACUGCUCGCGCUUAACUACUGCCGUCCGAACGUUGAGAAGGAGUACGCGGAUUUAGUGAACGCCGUCAAGAUGAACGAAAAUUUGGCGGCGAAGAAGGUCGGCUUGCUAGACGGCCUGCGCUCUGCAAGUUUCCGUACCGUAAUUCUUGUCGCAAUAGCGAUCAACAUCUCCCAGCAGUUAACGGGCAUCAACAUCUUCAUGACCAGCUCGAACGCGCUGUUUGUGUCCGCUGGUCUCUCUGGCGUGUGGCCGACUAUAGUGACGGUGCUCAUGAACGCGCUGAACAGUUUGAUGACCUUCGCGCCCGUGUACUUAAUAGAAAAGAAAGGGCGCAAAUGGCUGCUGGUUGCUGGUUCCAUUGGAAUCAUCGUUAGCGUGCUGCCGGCAACAGUGCUGUUUUGGCUGCUCGGCACGGAACAUAAAGCCAGUCAGAUUUUGGCCAUCGCAGGCUCGCUCUUGUUCAUCUGCUUCUUCGCAGCCACGUUCGGCGGCGUCGUGUGGGUGUACACGUUCGAGAUUUUCCCGGACGAGCUGCGCAUGAGUUGCGCGGGGGCAUGCGUCUCGAUCAACUGGCUGACGGGUAUUGUGCUGGUGUUCGUCGCGCAGUAUGUCGGCAUACGCACGAACUUCACGAUCUUCACGGUUCUAAACAUACUCGUGCUGGCGUUCUGCGUCUUGUGCAUCAAAGAAACAAAGGGAUUGCCGCUGGGCAAAUCUCCGUACAUUAAAGAGGCCGAGACGCCCGCAGCUAAAAUUUAA